Messenger RNA from Fusarium vanettenii 77-13-4, 1032 nucleotides. RefSeq lists its product as uncharacterized. Bases 1 to 1032 code for a protein of 343 amino acids. The record is from RefSeq and is a predicted model, not a curated record. NCBI's taxonomy places the organism in Eukaryota, Fungi, Ascomycota, Sordariomycetes, Hypocreales, Nectriaceae. The transcript has 5 exons.
AUGUCCCCACAGAGCAUUGAGUGGACCUUUAUGGUCCUUGCCUACGUGUUUGUCGCUUGUCGCCUCUAUGUCCGGCUCUUUAUGCGAGGACUCAGGCUCUAUUCGGCUGAUUACUGGCUGAUCGUGGGUCUGAUGUGUUGUCAAGGAUUGCUAAUAUGCGACACCUUGACAUACAGCAUGAAUGCUACGAAUGACUUUACGAUAACAAGUGUGUCCCUCGACAAGAUCAGAUUUGCAACCAACUACUUCUUCGACACUGGCAUAUACUUCCCCAAGUUCAGCAUCAUCGCCUUCUACUACAGCCUGACCCCCCCGAAGCACCCUGAGAUGAGAAUAGCGCUCCAGAUCUUGACCUUCAUCACUGGGGCAUUCGCUCUUAUCACGUUCUUCGGAAACACCUUCUGGUGUGGGCCAGACCCAUCCGUCAACUGGAGGACUAGUGACGAAAGUUGCACCGUGUUCUCAUCUAUGGACCUCAUGCGGCUGAACUGGUCUCUCAAUUUCAUCACCGAAGUGCUAAAUGUCGCAUUCCCAUUUCCGUUGAUCUUUGAUCUUAGUCUCCGAUCUCGUCGUGAAAAAGUCGCCCUCGGCGUCAUCUUUGCCCUGGGAACAAUUACCAUCGGCGUUAGCGUCGGACGGUUUGUCACCAUGCUCCAUGUGAGCAAUGACAUCUCUAUCUACAUCUGGGCCACUGCCGAAAUCUGCAUCUCGGUCAUUGUCGUCGCCCUUUCCGCUCUUCGGCCUCUAUUGCAAAAGCUAUCCGGCAUGGUCUCCACGGACCCGGGCAGCAAUCUCCCUUCAGGAUACAACAUCUCCUCGAUGAGCCAGCCAAGCAAACCAUCUACCCGGACAAGGGACCUAGAGGCGUUUUGGGAAACUGGGCCCGGGGCUCAUUAUAGUAGUGUUACGGCCAUGGCAUCUGGGGAGCAUUUGACAGGGAGCGAGGUGGAACUGAAUGGUAUUGGGGGUAUUUUGAGGACGCAGCAGGUAUCGAUGUCGAGCGAGACGAUUUCAAGUUUUAUGACAAGGUAG